Callithrix jacchus (white-tufted-ear marmoset) is the source of this 12131-nucleotide messenger RNA. NCBI's taxonomy places the organism in Eukaryota, Metazoa, Chordata, Mammalia, Primates, Cebidae. The record is from RefSeq and is a predicted model, not a curated record.
CUUUAUAAAGGCGGGAACAGCUGAAAGGGUGGCAACUUUUCUUCCUGCAGCCGGGAGCGGCCCGCCUGCGUGCCCGCAGCCUCCCCCGCUGCCUCCCUAGGGCUCCCCUCUGGCCGCCAGUACCAUUUUUGAUUCCCGAGGUAGAGAUAUUUUGCGCGCACACACAUACAUACACGCGCAAAAAGAAAAAAAAAAAGCCCACCCUCAAGCCUCGUUGCAAAGAGAAAACCGGAGCAGCCGCAGCUCGCAACCCGCAGAGGACGCCCAGAGCGGCGAGCCAGCAGGCAGGCAGACGGACCGACGGACUCCCGCCGCGUCCACCUGUCGGCCGAACCCGGCCAAGGGCAGAGUGGGCAUGCCGCGUGCGCGCGCGGAGCAGCCGUGCCCGCCGACCGGGGACCCGCGCCAGGGUGCACACGCUCCCGCCCCCCCACCCGACCCGGGCGGGAGUUUGCACCUCUCCCUGCCCGGGUACUCGAGCCGCCAGUUGCAAAGCCAACUUUGGAAAAAGUUUUUUGGGGGAGACUUGGGCCUUGAGGUGUCCAGCCCUGCGCUUUCCUAUUUUUGGGGCCUUUUCAGAAAAUGUUGCAAAAAUGCUAAGCCGGCGGGCAGAGGAAAACGCCUUUAGCCUGCGAGUGAAGACGAACCAUCGACUGCCGUGUUCCUUUUCCUCUUGGAGGUUGGAGUCCCCUGGGCGCCCCCACACGGCUAGACGCCUCGGUAUGUUCGCGAUGCAGCGCCCCCCUCACUCGGGCUCGGGAUCCGCCCAGGUAGCGGCCUCAGACCCAGGUCCUGUGCCCAGGUCCUCCCCUGCCCCCCAGCAACCGAGCCGAGGAGGGGGGGCAGCGGCGCCCGGGGGCCGUGUGGGUGAGCCGCAGCUGCAGCGGCCUGAGCGCCUGAUCGCCGAGGACCCGAGCCGAGCCCACCCCCCUCCCCAGCCACCCCCACCCUGGCCCUGGGGGCGGCGCGCUCGCUUUAUGUGUCCCGGGCCCCGCGGGGCCGGGCCCGGAGUCGGCAUCGCUGCUGGGAGCUCUUCCUGUCUCUCUGCUGCUACCUGCGUCUGGUCAGCGCCGAGUGAACUUUGGACCCUUGCAGCCCGGGAGCCUGAAGCCCGGUGCUGGGUGACCACCUCGGGCUGGGAGCGAGGUCCGCGGGUGACAGGCUCUAAGGGACGGCAACAGCGGUGGCUUUCUUUCCAACCGGCGGGCGAACCUGGCUCCCUAAGCCGUUCCGCGUCGGGGGAGGGUGUGUGUCGCCCUGCCCCCCACCCCUCGGGAACCCGAGAACAAGCCAGUUCCAGGCCAGGGAAGAGGGGGUGGGGUGGCGCCCCGGGUGCGGAAGGCAGCGCGUCCUCCCGAACCCACUUCGGCACCAGCCUCGGCUUAGGCUCUGUCCUGCCACCGGCUUGCCCAGGAGGUGCAAGCUUGUCCACCAGUGCCAUCCACGCCGAUCUCUGGCGGGGUUCGGGUCCCACCCUGGCUCCCGGUGGGGGUCCGAGUGGGCGCCCUCCGGCACGCGCAGGACAUGCCCGGCCCCAAAGCACUGUCUAGAAGCAGCUUGUGUCUCGGGCGCGGGGACUGGGGGGUGGGUAACGGAGAGAGAGCUAGAGGGCGAGACGGGGGGACAGAGGCGCAGGUAGGUUUCGGGCACUCGGAUAGGGGAAGAACUGAAGGAAUAGGGGGCUAUGAAGGAAUCCAGCCCCCCCGGGGCGCUGUGUGCCUGAGGCCUCGCCGUACCUGUGCCCCCGCCCUAGAGAGGAAGCACCUCUCUCCCUCGCAUGCAGGGUGCGGAGCGCGCCGCCCGCAAAAGCCUAGCUGCACAGGAGAUAGGGUAUAAAAAAAUCUGCGGGAGCGCUGGCGUCGGAGCCGUCCCCUCCCAGCCUCACAGAGCGAUAACUCCAAAAACAGAUUCCCCAAGCCAAAGCGCAUGAACGGGUGUGUGCAGCCAGACCACAGCAGCAGAACAUGCCAACAGCAGAGUAUCUGUGCCCCACAACCUUGCCCACAGUUAGCUUUUACAGAUUUUUGUUUUUUGCCCAGGCACAGCAGCUAACACCUGUAAUCCCAGUCCUUUGGGAGGCCGAGGCUGUCAAGAUCACGAGGUCAGGAGUUCGAGACCACCCUGACCAACUCAGUGAACCACUGUCUCUACGAAAAAUACAAAAAUUAGCCAGGCAUGGGGACACACACCUAUAAUCCCAGCUACUCGUGAGGCUGAGGCAGGAGAAUCACCUGAACCCAGGAGGCAGAGGUUGUGGUAACACAAGAUUGCGCCACUGCACUCCAGCCUGGGCAAAAGAGCAAGACUACUAUUUUAAAUCUAGGGUUAUUCUUGCUACAUGAGAUGACAUAUCAGAGCUGUUUUUAUGUGUUCAUUGUUCUUCAAUUAUUGGUGAGGUGAAAAUUUCCAAGUAUGUAUCCCACACUCUAGGCUGCUUCUCGGAACCAUCACGCCGGAGCCCAGAAGGCUGGAGCGUCAGGACGCGGCUGAUGCUGGAGUCUGCACUGGGUGAGGCCUUCUGAACUCCCCCAUGCCUGGGCCUGCACUUGCCUGUUUGCUUCUGCGUUUCAUGUACUCAGCCAUGCACCGUUCUGCAAGUUUGCUGUUGGACUAUUGUUUCCACUCACCUCUGAGCCUGUGUCUCCAUCAGUGAGAUUGGACUGGAAGCACCCAAAACCUCCCCAAGAGGCACCACCCUGCCAGGUUCCUGCCCCAGUGCCCUCGCAUGUAGCUGGCUCAGCUGGGCACCGCCCGCCCUCACCCGCCACUUCUGCAGCUGCUCGAUGGCUUCAUCCCGGUUUUUGUUGGCCGAGUCGAUGUCCAUCUCCAGCUUCUUCCGGGCGGCCACUGCCAUGGAGUGCCGCUUCCUCUCGUCCUCCAGCUCUGCCUCCAUCUCCCGCAACUGGAGGAAGGAACGCCGACAGCUUGGAAAGCUGGACCCACUCAGAGACCCUGCUCUGGCUCUGAACGCAGGUGCCUCUGCAGGAUCUGAGGGGCCUCCGGAAGCCAGUGGCGAUUACUGACUCGAAGAACUCUAAGAAGGUCCCGCUCGAACUGGAUCUUCAUGGCCUGCAGGUUGACCUCCAGCCGCAGAUUGGCGUUUUCAGUGUCCUGCAGCUCAUCCUCCAGCUCCUCCAGCUGGGUCUUCAACUCCUCCACCUGCUGCUCCAGAAGCCGCCUGGACUUCAGCUCAUGGACCUGAGCCCCAGAGAUCCCAAGUCAGGAGCAAAGAGACCGGCAGGGACCUGGGUCUGCUAGACCCGGAACGUGUGUAUGCGUUGACCCUCUGUGAUGACCCCGCUCGGGCCCCUCGCAAGGCCUGGCUGCCGGGCCCGGCACUCACCCUCUUGCCCUUGGAGCUCAUGAGGUCCUCCAUCUCCACACGGAACUGCUUGUUGAGCCGCUCCGGCUCCACUUUCUGCUCCAUGGCUUCCUCCAGGGCCCGGGCCAGCGACAGCACCUUGGUCUCCUUCUCUCCGGCCUCGGCCUUGGCCCGGUCACGCUCCUCUGCAUACUUGGCAGAGAUGGUCUUCUCCUCUGCCAGGAGCUGGGAAAGAGGGGCACCAUGAGGCUCAGCCCCACAGGCUCCCAGCUACAGCCCCCAGCAGGGCAGAGCAGCUGGACCCAGGCUAAUUUUUGUAUUCUUAGUAGAGAUGGGGUUUCACCAUGUUGGCCAGGCUGCUCUCGAACUCUUGACCUGGUGAUCUGCCCACCUCGGCUUCCCAAAGUUCUGGGCUUAUAGGCAUAUAAGCCCAUGCCUAGUCAAGAGUGCAUGCUUUAGAGUAUACAGGCCCCACAGUCUCUGCAGUAACUCAACCCCACUACCACAGCGCAACAACCAGAGAUGACACAAGAAUGACACAGUGUGUGUGUGCAUUCGGUCCAGCUUUGGUUCCCCAAAACGCAGCGAGCUGGACCCGGCCGCCGCAGUUCCAUGCUCGAUGUCUAUCCCGCCCCGGUGUUCACAUCUCUCUCAGCUUCCCGCAGAUCUUUUGGAAUAAGGAAGCAAUAUGAAUGCACAAAUAAAUGAUGUAAAUGGCAAGAAAACCAGUUCAUUAUAGAAAAUCUGAAAAAAAACAUGAAAACCCAGAAAGGAAAAGUUCCUCCUCAACCCACUGCAUGAAGACACCCUCUUCCGCUGGCCUUCUCCCCCAGCCCCUCAACAAGCCAGAGACUAAGGGUCCUCUAAGGGCUGGCCCCACAUGACCCCUCCUGGGCAAGGUCCGGAGGGAGCCCAGGCUUUCUCUGAUGAGGCCCCCACCUUGGGCUGAGUGCCGGAAGGAGAGAAAAUGCAAAGGAUGGGGUGGAUGGCUACACACCUGGUCAAACUUCUGCUGCAGCUUCUCCAGGUGGCACGCCAUCUGGCGCUGGUGGUCCAGGACCACGAGCAGGUCGUCCCGCUCCUGCUGGGCCUGGCGCUUGGCACACUCCGCGGCUGCCAGUUCCUGCCACAAAGAUCCAGAAUGUGACCUGAAGGCAGCCACAGCCCCACAAGACCAUCCUUCCCAGCCCUGGGCACCCUCCUCUCAAGCCCUUCCCCAGCCCCACUUCCCCAGAAAGCUCUUCCUCCACGAUUCCUCUAGCUCACAGGGCUGGUGGCCCCCUAAAGUCAUAGCUUAAAAGCAUUGUAUGUUUAUAAAACUCAACUACAUUUAAGUGCUAGGAAUCAAGCCAGGUGCCAGGGUGUGUUGAUGACUAACAAGUGUCCUGGCCUAACCAGGGCAGACCACAUGGACAGAGCCGCUCACUAUUGCCCCGGCCCUGUUCUGGGUAGCCAGAGCCCAGAGUCAGCUCCGGAGCCUGCAGGCAGGAGACGGCUGUACCCUGGACGCACUCACACCCGGCAAGUUACGCUGCAGGGCACCCUCUAGACCCAGGGAACACUUCAGGACUGGCUCAGGUGCGACACGGACAGGGCAGCCACGGGAAUGCUGAGAACCUCCGUCACCAGGACACUGUCACGGCAGGAGGUGGUGGCAGCCAUGGAGCCUCAUCUGAUGUGAGGCAUUUCCCUCACACACAAUCUCAUACCAGGGAGGCCCGCUAUGUAACGGAACCCUGGAGGGAAUCCUUUUGUAACGUGAGAGCUGUCCCCAGCCAAUUCCUGGAGCUGAGUCGGACCUUAGCCCUGCCCUCUGCUGAAAGCCCUGUGCUGCCACCUGCUGGCUGCCGGGCAGCAAUGCCGCUCUCCGCUGCCGCCCCACCCACCUCCUCCAGCUGGAUCAUCUGGGCCUCCAGGCUCUUCAGGUUCCUCUCAUUCUCUUUGGCCUGGGCCAGGAUCUCCUCACGAGAGGCGCGGGUGUCAUCCAGCUCAUGUGUGCAGUCUUUGACCUGGGCCUGGGGCAGGGACAGAGGCUUGGCGCCCCACCCAGGUCCUUGGCCCUCGACCCUCCACCCCCACCCUUACACGUCAUCUCUCACACAGGGUUGUUGGCUGUGCUCUGCUCGAUAUUUAACCAACUAACCGUGGUGACAGGGAGAAAAAGCAACUGAGGACAAAAAUCUGUGUCCCAUUUCAUAACGCACACUGUUGGUCACUGUGGACGCAAGCCCAGGCUGAGCUUCAUUUUCCACUUCUGUCCCCUCUGUGGGCCGGAGACCUGUGCCCACGGUGCCACCCCUAAUGCGCACCUGCUGCUUCAAACCAGUGCCCAGCCUGGCAGGUGUCCCCACCACAGGCAGGAAACACCUUUCCUUUUGUUACUCACCUCCUAUUCGUUUUAAUGCUAAAGAUUUUUGUCAAAUACUCUUUUUUUCCAUUUGCAGAUAACUCCAAAAACAGAUUCCCCAAGCCAAAGCUCAUGAACGGGUGUGUGCAGCCAGACCACAGCAGCAGAACAUGCCAACAGCAGAGUAUCUGUGCCCCACAACCUUGCCCACAGUUAGCUUUUACAGAUUCUUUUUUGCCCAGGCACAGCAGCUAACGCCUGUAAUUCCAGCACUUUGGGAGGCCGAGGCUGUCAGAUCAGGAGGUCAGGAGUUUGAGACUACCCUGGCCAACACAGUGAACCACUGUCUCUACUAAAAAUACAAAAAUUAGCCAGGCAUGGGGACACACACCUAUAAUCCCAGCUACUCGGGAGGCUGAGGCAGGAGAAUCACCUGAACCCAGGAGGCAGAGGUUGUGGUAACACAAGAUUGCGCCACUGCACUCCAGCCGGGGCAAAAGAGCAAGACUACUAUUUUAAAUCUAGGGUUAUUCUUGCUACAUGAGAUGACAUAUCAGAGCUGUUUUUAUGUGUUCAUUAUUCUUCAAUUAUUGGUGAGGUGAAAAUUUCCAAGUAUGUAUCCCACACUCUAGGCUGCUUCUCGGAACCAUCACGCCGGAGCCCAGAAGGCUGGAGCGUCAGGACGCGGCUGAUGCUGGAGUCUGCACUGGGUGAGGCCUUCUGAACUCCCCCAUGCCUGGGCCUGCACUUGCCUGUUUGCUUCUGCGUUUCAUGUACUCAGCCAUGCACCGUUCUGCAAGUUUGCUGUUGGACUAUUGUUUCCACUCACCUCUGAGCCUGUGUCUCCAUCAGUGAGAUUGGACUGGAACCACCCUGCCAGGUUCCCGCCCCAGCACCCUGGCAUGUAGCUGGCUCAGCUGGGCACUGCCCGCCCUCACCUGACACUUCCGCAUCUGCUCGAUGGCUCUAUCCCGCUUCCUGUUAACCAAGUUGAUGUGCGCCUCCUGGUGCAUCUUCAGCUUCGUCCAGGUGGCCACUGCCUUGGAGUGCCACUUCCUCUCGUCCCCCAGCGCUGCCUUCAUCUCCCGUACCUGGAGGAAGGAAUGCCGACAGCUUGGGAAGCUGGACCCACUCAGAGACCCUGCUCUGGCUCUGAACCCAGGUGCCUCUGCAGGAUCUGCGGGGCCUCCAGAAGCCAGUGGGGAUUACUGACUCUGAUAACAAUAAGAAGGUCCCGCUCAAACUGAACUUUCAUGGCCUGCAGGUUGACCUCAAGCUGCAGAUUGGCAUCUUCAGUGUCCCGCAACUUAUCCUCCAGCUCCUCCAUCUGGGUCUCCAUCUCCUCCACCUGCUGCUUCAGAGCCUGCCUGGACUUCAGCUUAUAGACCUGAGCCCCAGAGAGCCCAAGUCAGGAGCAAAGGGACUGGCAGGGACCUGGGACUGCUAGACCCGGAACGUGUGUAUGUGUUGCCCUCUGUGAUGACCCCGCUCGGGCCCCUCCCAAGGCCUGGCUGCCAGGCCCAGCACUCACGCUCUGGCCCUUGGAGAUCCUGAUGUCCUCCAUCUCCAUGCGGAACUGCUUGUUGAGCUGCUCCAGCUCCACCUUCUGCUCCAUUACUUCCUCCAGGGCCUGGGCCAGCGACAGCGCCUUGGUCUCAUUCUCUCGGGCCUCGGCCUUGGCCCAGUCACGCUCCUCUGCACACUUGGCAGAGAUGGUCUUCUCCUCUGCCAGGAGCUGGGAAAGAGGGGCACCAUGAGGCUCAGCCCCACAGGCUCCGAGCUACAGCCCCCAGCAGGGCAGAGCAGCUGGGCCCAAGCUAAUUUUUGUAUUCUUAGUACAGAUGGGGUUUCACCAUGUUGGCCAGGCUUUCCUCAGAUCUUUUGGAAUAAGGAAGCAAUAUGAGUGCACAAAUAAAUGGUGUAAAUGGCAGGAAAACCACUUGAUUAUAGAAAAUCUGAAAAACGUGAAAACCCAGAAAGGAAAAGUUCCUCCUCAACCCAUGAAGACACUCUCUUCCGCUGGCCUUCUCCCCCAGCCUCUGAACAAGCCAGAGACUAGGGGUCCUCUAAGUGCUGGCCCCACACGACUGCUCCCGCGCAAAAUCUCGAGGGAGCCCAGGGUUUCUCUGAUGAGGCCCUCGUCUUGGGCUGAGUGCUGGAAGGAGAGGAAAUGCAAAGGAUGGGGUGGAUGGCUACACACCUGGUCAAACUUAUUCUGCUUCUCCUGCAGGUUGCACACCCUCUGGCGCUGGUGGUCCAGCUCCUGCUGCAGCCAUGUCUUGGUAUUCUCCAUCUCCUCGUACCGCUGGCUCAGGCCCUCCAGGUCCUCCCGGACCUGCCCCUUCACCUCCUCUGCGGUUUCCAGGCACCCCACACUGUCAAUUCUCUUCUUCAUGUCGGCCACCUGGGCAGGAGCAAGGAGUAAGCAGAUGCCCGAGAUGGCACACACCUGUCCCUGGGGCAGCUAAGAGCCUGCCUGCCACACUGUGAAAGGGGAACCAAGGAUCUGCCCAGUUAUGAAACUGCCUCCCCCAGUCACUUCCCUCUCCAUGGUGGGGGAGACAAAUGAAGUUUCUGCACAAAGGCAUCCAUCUAGUGUUUGAAGCUGCGGGGAGGCUGACUCCUAGGCCCGCUGUGGGGACUCCAAGCCCUCAUCCACACCAAGCCUCUCGCUCUCUGGGGGACCACUCCCCGACAGCAAGGCCAGUGCCCUGUGGGGGUGUACACGGGGUCCCCAUCACUCAGCCCUUGCAUCUGCAGAUAAACCUGCAACCACAUGCGCUCGAAGGCGACUCCUACCCUGACUUUGGAAUGAACUCCCAGCCCAUCCCGAGGUGGGUCAGGCCUUCUGGCCCGCCACGUGGAGGCCUAAGAUAGGAUCUACGACAGGGGCCCUGACAUUAGUCUAGGGACCCCUUGACAGUCUAUAGAGAGGACUAGGGACUCCUUCUCAUGACAAUGUUUCAACAGGCAUGAAAUAAACAUAAGGAAUCACCCAGGCAACCAGUAUAGAGAACUGCAGUUGCCAUCACUCAGGAAGCCAUGUGACGCCAGGUAGCACAUCAGAUAGCAAAUUCAGCGCAGGCCUGGCAAUCACGAGGACAAAGAGCUCAGCCAUGACCCUGAUAGGGUAACUGGCCAUUUCUCCAGGUGACAAGGGCGCAGGGACUGCCAGCACCAUGGCUUGUGACUACGUUCAUAAUGGAAGCAGUGCUACAUUGUAGCUAGACUGGCGAACAUUAAGUGAAAAAUAGCAGUGAAAAUAGUGGUGUCCCCCAUCUAAGUCCACAGACCCGUGGAUUCCUCUCUUAUGGACUCAGGCUAAGAGCACUGACAUAGGACAGCGGGGGGGGUUCCCUAAGAAAGAGGGCAAUGGGCUGGCCCAGCGGUAGGCUGUCCUGCAGUGCCCAGGCCAGCAGCUCUCCUGAUUAUUUAACUGAAAAAAUUCUUUUCAUCCUCCACCUGCUUGAGCUUGGUGCUCAGGCCCAGCUUCUGCCGGUUCUCCUCCUGCAGCAGCUCCUAAUCCUGGGAUGAGAUGAAUGUGGGUGCUCAGGAGAGCAACCUCAUCAUUGUGAGACAGUCACCUUAAGGACCGGCUAAUACAGAAAGGCACUCUAUAUAGAAACAAGAAGUACCAAACCUCAGAGUGCUCAGGUUUCUGAACCCCAGAAACCCCACACCCUACAGAAAAAAAAGGAGCCGGUCCUGCUGAUUCACGGGAUGAUCAUGUAAAGACCUGGUGAAAGCUGGGAGCACGCAGAGACCGCCCCUCCAGGAUGAAAAGGAGAAUGGGCAAUCUGACCAACUCUAGAGCUAAUAGGCAGAGGGGCCUUCCUAAAGGAGUCCACCUUCCAAGAACCUGAAUUUCCAUGGGAUAUUGAGCAAGUCCAUGUUGGCUUCCAAAUACAAAAUUGUUUUUCAGGAAGAAAAUGUUGCUACUGAGAAGUAGGCUCACUACUAGCUUGUCAGUGAUGUCACCUUUUGUCCGACAUCAUCAAUCAGGCCUCAGUUGGUCAUAAGCUCCAGUGACUGGUAGCUGGAGUCCAUGACAGCUGAGGCCGGAUUCACAGCGGCAGUCAAAAAUGAUAGUCCCUUGAUAUUCUAGAAGCCCCAAAGACAUCUCUCUUCAAGACAAACAAAUACAUCUUACCACGUGAGGUGACGUCUCCUCCGGAGGCCCCUGGGUCGUACCCUCCUCCGGGUCUUGAACGGGAGCUAGGAGGAAACAGAGAGACAGUCAGUGCACUGGUGCUGCUGAGGAAUCCCACCAGGAGGCUUGGGGGAUGUGGACCGAAGCUGCAGUGUAUGGAGCUGCGCUGCCGACAAGCAUGGACUGAGCUGCUCAUGGACCACUCUCCUUGGUGUUGAAGGAAGGCAAAGGACAGGGGCACAAAUGAACCAAAGAGCCUUGGGCUUUCUAGCUACGGCAACCUCAUCACUGUGAGACAGUCACCUUAAGGACCGGCUAAUACAGAAAGGCACUUUAUAUAGAAACAAAAAGUACAUUAGGGCUGCCUAGAACCGGGGUGCAAGGUUGGGAAAAACAGAGGGGUGUCUACUAACGAGGUUUCUUUGAGGAGGAAUGAAGAGGUUUUGAAAUUAGAUUGUAACAUGCAUGCAUAGCCUAUAAAUAUAGUAAAAACACCAAUCACCCACUCUAAAUGGGUGAAUCGGGUUGCGGGUCAACUACAUCCCAAUGAAGCCAUGUUCAACAGAGAAUACGUACGGUGGUGAUAUUCACAGGCUGCAUCCUCCUGCAGUAAGAGGGGGGAAAAAAACCAUCGUGAGGAUGAGAUCAUACUGGGUCCCGACUGCACGGGUCUUUUAUUCACUUGGUGGUGUUAGAAAACCAGGUAUCCAACAGUGAUCAAGUCACUGAUCCCCAAAUACAGCCUAGAGGAUGCCUGGAGAAAGGGCUGUGGGUUUCUGUCUUUGGUUUUGGACAGAUUCUUGCUCUGUCACCCAGGCUGGAGUGCAGUGGUAUGAUCUCAGCUCACUGCAACCUCAGCUUCCCGGGUUCAAGCAUUUCUCCUGCCUCACUCAGCCUUCCAAGUAGCUGUGACCACAGGCGCCUGCCACCACGCCCGGCUAGUGUUUGCAUUUAUAGUAGAGAUGGGGUUUCAUUAUGUUGGCCCUGUCUGCCUCAGCCUCCCAAAGUGCUGGGAUUCCAUGUGUGAGCCACCGAGGCAGUAGGUUUUCAUGGGAUAUUGAACAAGUCCAUGUUGGCUGCCAAAUACAAAAUUAUUUUUCAGGAAGAAAAUGUUGCUACUGAGAAAUAGGCUCACCACUAGCUUGUCAGUGAUGUCACCUUUUGACCGACAUCAUCAAUCAGGCCUCAGUUGGUCCUAAGCUCCAGUGACUGGUAGCUGGAGUCCAUGACAGCUGAGGCCGGAUUCACAGCAGCAGUCAAAAAUGAUAGUCCCUUGAUAUUCUAGAAGCCCCAGAAAAAGACAUUUCUCUUCAAGCCAAAGAAAUGCAUCUUACAUGAGGUGAUGUCUCCUCCGGAGGCCCCUCGGUCGUACCCUCCUCCGGGUCUUGAACGGGAGCUAGGAGGAAACAGAGAGACAGUCAGUGCACUGGUGCUGCUGAGGAAUCCCACGAGGAAGCUUGGGGGAUGUGGACCGAAGCUGCAGUGUAUGGAGCUGCGCUGCUGACAAGCAUGGACUGAGCUGCUCCUGGACCACUCUUCCUGGUGUUGACAGAAGGCAAAGGAGAAACGAAAGAGCCUUGGGCUUUCCAGCUACGGCAACCUCAUCACUGUGAAACAGUCUGAGAACCGGUUAACACAGAAAGACACUGCAUGGCUCAGCGAGAGCAUCUCAUCAGACCUGCUGCCCACGUGAAGGUCUAUGCGAAUCCCAACAUUUUAUGAAACUUUACAGGAUUAUUUAACUUCUGUGGAUCUGCAUAUCCUGAUACUACAAUUAUCUAUCCUGUUGUAUUUUUAAAAUAGUAGUAAAGCAUACAUAUUUAUUAUUUGAGUUGUUAACUGUGCAUUUUAAUGCACAACAUUCAUGAUGCUGUGUCAAUAAUGAGAAAAAUCUAAAUUCAUAAUCUAGCUUCCACCUUGGGCAAUGAAAGAAAAACAGCAGUGUAAUGUCAAAUAGAGGAAAAAUACAUAAUGAUUGCAGAAAUUAAAGGAAUAAAAAACAGGAAAUCAUCAGAGAAAAUCAACAAAACCAAAAACUAGUUCUUUGAAAAGAUCAAAAACAUUGAUAAACCUCUACCUUUUCUAUCCAGAAAGGAAAAGAAGGAAGUCACGAUGGAUGCUGGAUGCGUAACUGUAAACACAUCUGUGCUCACACUUGGAUACAUUAUAUGAAAUGAGCUAAUUUUUUGGAUCUGUUUCAGAAGGUUAAAAGUCUUCUCAGGAUAAAUGAAUCAUCUGAAUAGGUCUAUAUUUAAUUUAGAAAUUGAAUCAAUAAUUAGUAUCCUCUCAAAAAAAAAAAAAAAAACAGAAAA